AUGCCUACUGCAAUCGUCACUGGCGCGACCGGUAUCACCGGUGCCGCGAUUGUCGACCACCUCCUACAAGAUCCCUCCUACACUAAAAUCUACACCAUCUCACGGAGCCAGUCCGGCGGCCAAGACUCCCGCCUGCAACAUGUAUCCCUGGACCUGCAGGCCUCAGCAGAAGACAUGGCGUCAACCCUCACCGGUAUCGCCGCCGACUACGUCUACUUCUGCGCGUAUCUCCCCCGGAAGGACGAGGAGGAAGAAGCCCGCGUCAACGGCGGCUUGCUGUCAAAUUUCCUCCAGGCGCUCGAGCGCACCGGCGCAGUGAAACACCUCAAGCGAUGCAUCCUGACCUGCGGCUUCAAACACUACGGCGUGCACCAGGGCACCCCGAAGCAGCCGCUCGUCGAGACCGACCCCCGGCUGGAGAACGGCAUCGGAGGCGCGCAGUGGCCCGCCAACUUCUACUACACGCAGCAGCGCAUUCUCGAGGACGCCGCCGCACGGGGCAACUGGGAGUGGGUGGUCACGCUCCCGAACGACGUGAUCGGGUAUGCGAAGAAGAACUUCUACAACGAGGUGGUCGUGCUGGGGCUGUAUUGCGCGGUGAGCAAGGCCCUGCCGGGCUCUAAGCUUCUGUUCCCCGGAAACAGAAUCAACUACUUCGCGCUCAACUGCUGGACGUCCGCGGACCUGCACGCGAAGUUCUGCCUCUGGGCGGCUACCGCGCCCGGUGCCGGGAACAACAUCUUCAACGUGACGAACGGGGAUACGCAGUCGUUCCAGGACCUGUGGCCUCGUAUGGCCGAGCGGUUUGGAUGCUCCAUCCCGCCGAACAUGUUCGCGCCGGAUACCCUGGACGCGUACCGAAACGAGCAGACAGAGCAGCAGUUGCAGACGUCGAACCCCAUCGUUGCGCAUAAGGAAGCACUGGGAAUCGCGGACGACCCCGUUACUUCUCAUCCCCCCUUUUUCCGUCUCCCCAUCGAUCCUCCGAAAUGGGCGGAGCGGAAGGAUGUAAAAGAGGCGUGGUCGAAGCUGCAGGCCAAAUAUAACUUGGAUCAAGCGGCCUGGGACAAGGCUUCAUGGGAUUUCCUGACUUUCUCGCUUGGGAGGGAAUGGGGCUGUGUCGGAAACAUGACCAAGGCCAGGAAGCUCGGUUGGACGGAAUACGAAGACACCUGGGAAGCGUUUGAGAGGACGUUCGACGACUUAGAGAAGGAACGGGUCCUUCCCCCGGCAGCAAAGUUGAGAGAAGACUUCAGUAGAUAG
Messenger RNA from Aspergillus terreus NIH2624, 1263 nucleotides. Its product is annotated as SDR family oxidoreductase. The coding region runs from base 1 to 1263 and encodes 420 amino acids. Lineage: Eukaryota; Fungi; Ascomycota; Eurotiomycetes; Eurotiales; Aspergillaceae. The record is from RefSeq and is a predicted model, not a curated record. The transcript is spliced from 2 exons.